AUGGAUGUGGAUGACAAGCUAGUUGAACAUACACUCAGUUCUGAUACAGAAAACAAACCAGAGGACAAGGUUGUAAAGGAGGAAACCAACAGAUCAACCAUGGAUCCUGAGUCUGAAGACAAAGAGAGCUCAGACAAUAAUGCUCACAAUGACAACAAUUCAGAGGGCAAGGAGGCCAAGGUUAAGGAAGAGGCUCAGGCCAAGGUAAAGAAGGAGAAGGAGAGGGGAAAGGAGAGGGAGAAGGAGAAGGAGAAGGAGAGGGAGAAGGAGAAGGAGAAGGAGAAGGCUACAGCCUUAGCACAGUCAGCAACAAAGCAGAAGGAUAGGAAGGAAAAGGAGGGGUCUAAAGGUUCUGAUACUGUUGCAAAUGCAGAAAGGUUGAAAGUGGUAGUAGAAAAGGGGAACAAGCCAGUUCCUGAAGAAGUUGUAAAACUAGAAAAGAAAAAGCCAGUUGUAGAGAAAGAGAAGGUCAAUACAAGAAGGGAUGGGAAGGAGAAACAAGUCAUAGUCAGUAAGUACAAGUAUGGCUAA
Molecule: messenger RNA, 531 nt
Organism: Fomitiporia mediterranea MF3/22
Lineage: Eukaryota; Fungi; Basidiomycota; Agaricomycetes; Hymenochaetales; Hymenochaetaceae
Exons: 5
Coding region: 1-531 (176 amino acids)
Source: RefSeq, a predicted model, not a curated record